Messenger RNA from Aphanomyces astaci, 1933 nucleotides. RefSeq lists its product as hypothetical. The record is from RefSeq and is a predicted model, not a curated record. The transcript is spliced from 2 exons. Bases 1189 to 1542 code for a protein of 117 amino acids. NCBI's taxonomy places the organism in Eukaryota, Oomycota, Saprolegniomycetes, Saprolegniales, Verrucalvaceae.
CCAUAAUCGUUAUGAUACCGUAGUUUUGGGGUAAUACAUUCACAUUGAAAAGAUAUAUACUCGAUUUCUUCUUCACGUGGUUGGCGAAGCCUGGUGUUAAAUGAGGUUAGCGUAGCCAUCGUCCAUGGAACUCUUCUUAGCACUUGCGGACUUGAGCGUCUUGGCGGCCACAAACGCAACCAUCCCCACCCCAAACGACACGAGCGCUGUCGACGCCAUCGGCAGCGACGACUGCAUGUGGUCGCUGGUGGCUUGCAAGAGCACUUCGGCCAAGAUGGUCGUAUGGGCCACCCCUUGAGCGUUCAAAAAUAGCUUGUACACGGAGGCCUUUUGGCACAGCACAAAGCCACACAGGACAGACGCCGCGCGGCCCAACGUUUUGCCGAGCGCAGUCGUGUACUGGGCUUGCAGCGAGUAGCACUGGAGCACGGCCUGCAUGCAGUCGCACUUGAGCGAGAACACUCGGUACAAACACGCAAUUGAGUAUGGUUCGUUCUCAAACACGGAUGGGUUGGUCACGGGGUUGCCGUUGAUCUGGUCCGCCGUCGAGAGACGUCCGACGGUGUUGUCUUCAAAGCCUUCGCAAAUGCCAGAGUACGUUGCGUGGAACGCCAGGUGAUUGAGGUACUGACGGGCGUUGGAGAACUCGAACGCGCCGGUCUGGUACGCGCCGAGGGGGGCGUCUUCGGUUGGGUGGGCGUACACGUCCGUGUCGACGUGCUUGACACAGUCGGCGUCGUUGUGGGUGAUGGCGGCGGCCCCAGCGUCCCCCAGCGUCCCCUCCAGUGUGCACUUGCCUGCAUCGCCAAAGUAGGAGGGUAAUCCCGAGAUCGUAAACAGCUCUAAGUGGUGCGAAGGCACCUUUUUGAACGAGAUCGUUAGGGGGGUGUACUCGUCGCCGUCGGACGUCGAGUUGAUCACAAUGUCGUCGCAGGUGCCCGUGUCGCCGUUCACGGGACGAAUCACUAGGUCUUGCAGGUACGCGUAGUCGUCUUCGCGGUUCUCGUUGAGGUAAAAUGGGUACCCGAUCGUGGGAGCGUAAUGCGCUAACGUUUUCUCGGCUACGCACACAUAGGGUGCCGUGAACGCGGUGGCCUUGGGGUUGGGUUUGAGCGUGACGUGGCAGUUGGUGCGCUUGGUGCAGGACCCAUCGGGCACAGUACUAGCCAGCUGGGGGUGCAGGAUCGAAUGGCCAAUCGUUUGCUUAACCUCGGUCAGGUACGAGAUGAGCGCUUGGUUGCACGCGACCUUGAGCCCCCCGAGUCCGUUGGCGUCGUCGAGCGCGUUGAAGUCGAUGGAUGUGUCGCCUUGGACGACGUUGUUGCAGUAGUUCAAGUACUUGUCGGCUCGAACCAACGAUCCGUACACAGGGUCCGUGUCCGUGUAGCCGUUGCCUCGGUUGUCAAAGUAAAUUGGCACUUCGACCACGACGUUGGCCCACUUGAUAAAGUACUCGUCCGGCAACACACACGAGUACCCGACGUGGGUCCGGUUCCCGAUCAAGUCAAAGUCGGUCGUGCCGGCAAUGUACCCCUUGGUUAGACGCAGCUGGUUCUCGGUUACAUCCAACAGCUUGGCGUACGUCGACUUGUACCCCCCAAGCUUGCAAAUGCGCCCCACGGAUCUCCUGCGUAGGGAUCGUACGAGUCGUCCUUGGAGCACUGCGAUGAACAUGUGCGGAAGUGCGAGAACACGGCCUUGUGGUGGUUCGGGUCGAAUGCCUUGAACGGCGGCUUGAAGUGCACUACGUUCGUGCCGUACACUUCGGCGGACGCAGUCCACACUGCCAACGCCGAAGCAAUGAUCAGUUGUUGAGGAGCUAGCAUGCUUGCUAUGGAGUUGCAAUGCAAAUGCAAGAGUGGGCAGAGUGACCACGACUUCCCAAGAUCGCAAUGUAGGAUCUGAAAUAUUUCGCGCCAAUCAAAACGUUCGG